This is a messenger RNA of Loa loa (African eye worm), 921 nucleotides long. RefSeq lists its product as hypothetical. Bases 1 to 870 code for a protein of 289 amino acids. The transcript has 7 exons. The record is from RefSeq and is a predicted model, not a curated record. Lineage: Eukaryota; Metazoa; Nematoda; Chromadorea; Rhabditida; Onchocercidae.
AUGAUUACGAAUGAAGCUUGGAAACAACUAUUUCAAGCACGAGUACUAAAGCGAGAAAAAAGACAGUAUGAUUCGGAACAAAACGUUUAUCCACUUCACAACGCAUAUUCCAAAUCAGAAAUUUCUAUACAACAAUCAGUCUGUGAAUGCCAAACAUCGAACGUCUGUCCUCCAGGACCACCAGGAUUGCCAGGAAAACCUGGUGAAGAUGGAAUGCAUGGUGAACCAGGAACACCUGGAACUCCAGGACUGCCUGGAAAUGCUAUUCCGGUUACGACCGACUAUAGCAACAACUGUCGACUAUGUCCCCAGGGCCAGCGGGGUCCUCCUGGUCCCCCGGGACAAGAAGGUAUUCCAGGAAAAGCUGGGCAACAGGGACCACCAGGACGUACUGGCGAACCUGGAAGAACUGGUUAUGCAGGUACUCCUGGAGUAAUUGGAGAAAUGGGUGCGCCAGGCAGACCUGGUGACCCAGGACCCCCUGGAUUGAAUGGAACACGUGGCCAAAAAGGUCUAUCUGGGAAAAAGGGCGAAUUAGGUUCGAUAGGACCAAGGGGUCUCGAAGGAUAUCCCGGAUCACCGGGGCAGAGAGGAAAGAUGGUCUGUGAAGCAGGAGCGCAAGGUCCACCAGGAACACGGGGUCCUCCUGGGCAAAAGGGAGCAGUAGGUAUAAGCGGUCUUCGAGGUAUGCCAGGUGAAGAUGCGCAAUACUGCUCAUGUCCACCUCGCACAAAAGGUAACGAAAAACCAUCGUAUGCACAAAUAACUGAUAUUCAAAGCCAAAUACCUUCAUCGUACAACGAGCAAUCCAACUACGAUUCAGGUGGUGACAGUAAUGUUGGCUAUAAGAAGAGAAGUAAAAAAGCCUGAAAAACUGCUUAAGUAUCAAUGCCAUUAUGCCGUAAUAAAUUUGUUCCUUGC